UUACAAAUGAGGUUGGAGCUGCCCAUGCGUGCUGUUUGCAUUUUUAUUUUGUUGUAACAGCUUGGCAGUGAUCAAAGGGUUAAGCGAGACACGGUUUCAUUUCUUCCUUGUAAAGUGGUGGGGGCUGAGACACAAGAGGCUUGGCUGGGAUCUUUAAACACCUCCGGCUGAGAUAAGCACACACUGUGUUUGCUCAGGUACAAAAGGAGUGCUUAUAAGUAUGGGUGGAAGUCAGUGCCGCAGAUAUUUCUUGCGGGCCUCUCUCCUCCAGAAGUCCGUGCACCUCCACGCCUGCUGACGGCUGCUGUUGCUGCUGCUGCUCACACAGGGACGGCUACUCCACUGGUUACUUCACUGAUGCAUCAAAGUUUGACAGAGGCUGGCUCUCCCUGGCACAUCUACCCGAGGACUCCUUACCUGGUGCACAGGUGCGUGCCGCGGCAUACACCCUGAAACCUGGGAAAAACACAACAAUAGAAAUCUCUUCAGUGCACAAAGGUGACAGCCUAAUCUCUUACGGCAUGCUGUUUUGAACUGUGCAUCGCUACGAAAGAAAGAAGGAAAUCCGAGAGGUAACUCCUCCGCGCUGCCCUGAAGGUAAUUCCUUCAGACCUCCUAUUCUGCGGCUGCUGAUGGUGGAGCUGACUGGGCACAUCUGCUGGAGCUCCACGUGCUCCCAACAAUUCAUAGUCUGCAGGGGGGGCGCAGGAACGCUUCUGUCACUACAUCCCUCCAAGGACGCCAAGGAGAUCCUGUCAGCGCUAAGAGCAUGGGCACCCUGGAGAGCAGCAGUGCCCUGCACCCAAGUCGGAACAGCCUGCCGCAGAGCUCACUGACCUUGCUUGAGAAACAAGAUGGGGCAGCCUGGGAGUUGGCGGACAGUAGUGGCGCAGCUGAACCUUCUUGCUACGAUGUGCUUUACAGUGAAGACCCUCAUGGCUGGCUUCUCCGUGUGGCACCCCCCAGCAAGGAGCCUGAUCAGUGUCCUGUCAUUGACAGCCAAGGACUGUGCCUCAGCCCGGAGCUGGACUGCCAGAUUGAGGAACGCUCUUUGGAGCAGGUGCAGAGCCUGGUUGUGGGCGAGGUGCUCAAGGACAUCGAAACGGCAUGCAAGCUGCUAAACAUCAUGCCAGAUCCAAUGGACUGGAAUCCUGGCAAUGUUCAGAAGUGGGUGCUGUGGACAGAGCACCUCUAUAGACUUCCACAGGUGGGCAAGUUCUUCCAGGAUUUGAGUGGCAAGGAUAUCUGUGCCAUGACAGAGGAUGAGUUCAGACAAAGGUCCCUGCUCUCUGGAGAUGUGUUGUAUGCCCAUCUUGACAUAUGGAAGUCAGCUGCGUGGAUGAAAGAAAGGACAUCACCAGGAGACAUCAAGUACAAUGGUAUUGAUGAAUUGUGGGCAUCAACAGAAGCAGACUCCUCCUGUUCGGGGCAGCCGAUUCACUUGUGGCAAUUCCUGAAGGAGCUGCUUUUGAAGCCACACAGUUAUGGUCGAUGCAUUCGUUGGUUGAAUAAGGAGAAAGGAAUCUUCAAAAUUGAGGACUCUGCUCAAGUGGCCCGCCUCUGGGGAAUCCGUAAGAACCGUCCAGCCAUGAACUAUGACAAGCUGAGCCGCUCCAUCCGGCAGUACUAUAAGAAGGGCAUCAUCCGCAAGCCAGAUGUCUCUCAGAGGCUGGUCUACCAGUUUGUCCAUCCCGUAUGAAAACUCAGGGAAAGCAUCAGGAACUAAGAGAGCAUGCCCUGCACAUGGACCAGGCAGGGUGGUAGAAUGUGACAGACUGUCACAACUUCUCAGCUAGCCAGGGAUUAACCCCCACAGCCCCAAUCCAACUCAAAGCCAGACUUUUCAGUACAAGUUUUGGAACAUCAGAAAAAUGACUGUUUUUGUAUUGUUUAAUAUUUUCAUAUUUUUUACUGCCAGUUUUGUUGACUGUUUCUUUUUUGUUACCAAUGAAGUUUUGAAGCUGCUUUGGCUUUCUUUAAAACCAAAAGACAAGAUGAGACAAGAAGUGGAAACUGAAGAAGCUUGCUGAAUCCUACCAUGCAGCCGCCUGAUCCCUUUAUUCCUCCCUUUACUCGUGUUCAAGGAACUCUUUAGGAAAGGAUAGGAGAGGCGUCUCCAUUGAGAUGAAGGAAUUGGAUCUCUUGUGUCAUAUAUACGGGAUCCCUGUAGCCCACAGGGUGGCCAGUGAACCUCGUCAUCCAGUUCUUCCCAAAGUGACUUUAGUCAUGGAGCGUGUGUUCUGGCACUGGGUGUGGACUUGUCACAAUUUUGUUACAAUGAGGCCUUUGGCUUUCACUCAAGCGUGAAAGUACAUUAGAAAUACAGCUUUUGGUUUCAUGCACUUUAUUCAGCGGAAGGCAACCUUUAAAGAAAACAGGCCAGGUUUGUGUUUUUGUUAGUUUUGAUUUUUUUGACAGCACUUGUUUUCUUUUCACUGGCUAACACUGGAAAUAGGCACAGCUUUGCUAAAAUAAACAGAGGUAUCCUUUUAACUAUGUGUGAGAAUAUGGCAAAACAAGCCCUCGGCAUCAUUGAACUUAAUCCGUCUUCUUGUUUUGCCAACACUAAACUUGAGAGUUUGUGUGACCGCCCUAUUGGGGUUAUGUGGGUACAGCCUGCCUACCAUACUAACAUUUCAACUGGCAAUCUAUCAAAGCAGCCCCAACAGUCAGAGGUGUGACACUUUAGACAAGAAGGAUGUUGCUAUUCUUAUAGUGCCUUUCAUUGUCAACAUCUGAGAAACCCAUCCAUGCAUCAUAGCACAGGUAGGAGAAGUGGCUGACAUGCUGGACGUGAGGUCACAAACACAAUCACACUUUUACACACCAAAUCCAGACAUUACAGGACUGGCCAUAUACCCUGUAGAAGGAUUCAUGUGCUCACAUUUGUAAGGCUGAACUAUUAAAUUUGUGGCUUGAUAGCACUGGGACAGUACCAGGAUGGAGAAGUGGUGUCUAAAAGAGCCAUCACUGCCCAGAAUGUUUUCAUCCUGUUUAUACUCUGACUGUAUCAUCUCACUAUCUCAAUGCACUUCCCAAAAGUUUCACACUAUUUUCUUCCUCAGUUUGAAUUCACAGCAGGUAUGGUGCAAAAACAAAAGGCAGCAGAAUGUGCAACUUAACCUCUUAAGUUCUAAGACUAAGAGGGAGACCAAACAAGUACCAGUAUGAAAAACUCUAAUGAAGCAAACCAGCAAUCUUUGUGCCGACUGCACAGGGAAGCAGUCAUUUUGGAUAGAGAUGGAAUCAGAAGAUAGAUCAUAAAAAAAUAACUAGCCAAAAGUCAAAACUGGAAAGACCAGUUAAGAUUACUAAUCCCAGCCGAGAAUAAGAGACUAGAAUUAUACAUAAAGAAUUGUUACAAGAAUGUCAGAAAGCAGAACAAUGAAAAAACUGUUUAGUCAAGGGGUGGAAAAAAAUUAAAAACCAUUAAUUAUUUUAAAUGCUCCAACAAUAACAUAUUAGGUUGUAUCCACAAACUUGGAUGAUGAGCACUUGUGUUUUGUAUGAUGGGGAUCAAUCAGACAAUAGCACAUAAGUAGUAUAAUCCUAUCAUCGACUCUGCUGCUACGUAUCGUACACCUACAGUUUUGUUAAUCAGUUCUCCAAGUGGCAUUGGUGCCUGCAUACCUUUAUUCUGCAAUCGUGUGUGUGACUUUUGUGUUUUUUUCACCAAGCCAAAAAAAGCACAUCAGGUCAUAUUGAACAUCAAAACAAUGAUGAUCACGUCUUUGCAAAUUGACAGAUUUGUUAAUAAAGAGUUUCCCAAUGAACAGACUGUUAAUCAGCAACAAUACACUGAACUGCUGAAGCGUCUGUGGGAAAGCAUCAGGAAAAUAUCAUCUGACGCAGUGAUGUGAGGAAAACUGCACCUUCACACUCCGCAGCACCAUGACAGCAAACACCACACUGUCAAUCAAAGACCAAAAACAAUGUGCAACCACACCCCAUUCACCGGGUCUCACUCCUUCUGACUUCUUUUUGUUCCUGUAAUUAAAAUUGAGACUGGAGGGAAGACAAUUUGCUACUGUAGAAAAAAAUCGCAAGCGACUGUAGACACAGUAAUAAAAAAUGAGUACAGGAAAUGUGUCCAGGAAUGGAAGAAGCGCCGGGACAAAGCGUAUUGUAUCUCAAGGGAAGUAUUUUGACGUUGACUAAAAUAGAAUUGCUGCAUGUUGUAUAAUAUCUAUAUAUUUUUUAUCAAUUUUGGGAAUUUUUGGGUCCCCUCUAGUUAGUCACUGCACUGGUGAUGUCUGUGUAAGAAGUCACUGGGAAAUUACAGGUAAUCAAAAUUAUAAACACUAUAAUGAGAAAAAAGAUGACCCUGCAAGAGAACGUAUUUACCUUGCAACACUAUUAAAAAUCCUUCUGAUUCCAAAACCAAGGUGAAGACCAGAUUCAUUGACCUCUAAACCCCCCACUGCAAAUGAAUGGAGCAAGGAGAAACUGUAAAAAUAUAAAAAUGAAUGCCAGAUCAUAGUGAUCUUAGGGUGAGCAUGCAAGGGCUUGCUUCACUCAUGUAACCCUGCAAGAUUAGUUAAGCACCUGCGUAAACCACAGGGAUAAGAAAUGGCAUAACAUAAAAAGAAUAUUAGCACAUAAAAUGGAAGACAUAAUCAAAUACACGGGUCAAAAACCAACGUGACCCUUAUCAUCGAACCCUGAAAUAUUAAUAAUUAGUACAUGGCUGUGUUAAAUUUCAAAAAUACUGUAUAGAUAAUUGCAAUUCAAAUUUAUAUUAAGACUAGCUGCAAUUAGUGUUGCGUUUAAGAAUAUUGAAUCUGAAAUAAUAAACCAGCUAAGCUGUUCCCAUAGUUCAUAUUUCUUUCAGUACCUGUUCGUAAAAUAAAUCUGAAAAAAUUGCCAAAAAUGAACAAAGCUUCCCCAUCCCAAUUUCUUUUUGCUCUGAACAGCAUUCCCCGACACUAACGUUAAAGAAAAUACGGAAACAACUUGGACUGACGCAUACCACAAUCAGCAAACAGUUCCCAACACUGAAUUAUCUUCCGAUACUCGCACCCAAUAAAGAAUAAGACAAAUGUGGAUAACAUUGCUUGUAUUUGACGAGAAGACCAAGGAUCAUCACAGUGUAAAUAUACCCAAACAAGAGUAAAUGUGGAUGGCGUCAUCUGAUCUUCAGGAUUUCAAUCCCAACCUGGUCUGUCUGCGUCAGGUUUCUGCGUUCUUCCUCUAUUGAUGUAGAUUUUUCACACAAAUUCUAAAGAAGUGUGUUGAUUAAUUAGUUCUUUAAAAUCAUUCAAUGAAUCGUGAGUGAAUAUGCCAGUUUUGAUGAGAGCAGAAAUUGGAUCAAGCUAGACAAUAUCUUUAGGUGCAUUAUGGGCCAUAAUAUCAAAACUCAGUUCAUAACAUUGCCAUCUGCAGCAGCAACUAAAACAACAGCAUGCUGGUAUUUCUGUCAUCGUUACAAUUAGAACUCUCGGCUCUUACAAUUCUGUGGGAGAUUUUGGGGGGACUGGGAAUGUGCAACCUCUGUUGGCCUCUUCAAGUGUAGGUGUGUAUGAUGAAUGAUGCUCUAGAGCAGAUUGGGUGCACUAAUGCCACUCAUUCACAGAGCAGGUAGCUUUUCCAAUUGAUCAUGUGCCAUCACGUCAUCUGUCACUGCCAAGUCUUCUCCACUGUAGUCUGCUCUAAAACUGCCUUCAAACGUCUUCAAAACGAGUCCCCACGGACAACCACUAACAUUAAGUGUGCCUGACUUUUGUACAAUUAUUGAAGUGUUUGCCAUGAAGAUUCCACUGCCCUGUACUCAAGUUUUAUGAAUCCUAUUAUAAUGUUGUGAUCUUUGUUUUGUUUGUUAAAAUGUAUAUAUUUAAAAAAAAGAAAAUGCAUUGUAGUUUUUAAGAAAAAAAUUGAA
Molecule: messenger RNA, 5875 nt
Organism: Polypterus senegalus (gray bichir)
Lineage: Eukaryota; Metazoa; Chordata; Cladistia; Polypteriformes; Polypteridae
Product: SAM pointed domain-containing Ets transcription factor
Exons: 6
Coding region: 770-1699 (309 amino acids)
Biological process (GO): cell differentiation; regulation of transcription by RNA polymerase II
Cellular component (GO): nucleus
Molecular function (GO): sequence-specific DNA binding; DNA-binding transcription factor activity, RNA polymerase II-specific
Source: RefSeq, a predicted model, not a curated record